CAAAAAGCGGACAAGAGAAGGCGCGAAGUGGAGGAGGCAUUCAUCAAAACCACUCAUCAGCUGAGACAAGAAGCAGCACAGGCUCGACGUGAAGAGAAAACUCGGGAGCGAAAACAACGUCUAUUGGAGGAAGAAGAUCCCGAGAAACAAAGGCGUCUCGAGAAACUGGAAAUGAAACGAGAAGCGAAAGCAAAGCAACCGAAGAUGAAACAGCUCAAAGUUAAGAUGUGA
Messenger RNA from Cooperia oncophora, 231 nucleotides. The record is from the annotation of a GenBank genome assembly. Lineage: Eukaryota; Metazoa; Nematoda; Chromadorea; Rhabditida; Trichostrongylidae.